Messenger RNA from Parathielavia appendiculata, 1660 nucleotides. RefSeq names its product Zn-dependent exopeptidase. NCBI's taxonomy places the organism in Eukaryota, Fungi, Ascomycota, Sordariomycetes, Sordariales, Chaetomiaceae. Gene Ontology annotation, biological process: proteolysis. Bases 185 to 1405 code for a protein of 406 amino acids. The transcript has 4 exons. Gene Ontology annotation, molecular function: metalloexopeptidase activity. The record is from RefSeq and is a predicted model, not a curated record.
AGCAGGGUAGCCAAUCGUGACAGGAAGGGAAGCCUCCCCCUGCCGCUCGUCAUCCGAUCCUCCCACCCAGCCGCGGUCUCGAACAAUCACAGCCGGGCUCUGACACAGCGUACAGCCCUCCUUCGUUAGCAUUUCAAAGUUGAUCUUUACCCUCUAUACCGCAACUGCACAUGAGAAGCCCAUUAUGAAGGUUUCCAACGCAUCUCUGCUUGCCCUCCUCUUGCCGGCGGUAAGCGCACGCUUCGUCGAGCCGAACGAGUCAGACCGGGUGAUUCUGUAUCCCGAUGGCAUUUCCCAACCUCCCGAAGACAACCAGAAGUAUCACAUCGAACUGUCGCCGGGAAAAACACAGUGGGUGACUGAGGAGGAGAAGUGGGAGCUGCGCCGAAAUGGCAUGCGCUUCUUCGACAUUACCGACCAUCCCGAGCUCGGCACGCUUCGCGCAAGAGACUUAUCCAAGAAGAAGAGCGUCUUCCCCGAGAAGCCCAAGCUACAGAAGCAGGUCGAGCCACUGCUGGCGAACCUCUCCAAGACCGAGAUGAAGGACCACCUGACAACGUUUACCUCGUUCCACACUCGCUACUACAAGUCCGACUACGGCCGGCAAUCCAGCGAGUGGCUCCUCGCACAGGUCCGCGACACCAUCAAGCAGGCCGGGGCCGAGGAGCACGUCCACGCGGAGCAUUUCAAGCACUCCUGGGGACAGCACAGCAUCAUUGCCACCAUCCCAGGCAAGACCAACUCGACCAUCGUCAUCGGCGCGCACCAAGACUCCAUCAACCUGUGGCUGCCGCCCGUGCUCGCCGCCCCAGGCGCCGACGACGACGGCAGUGGCACCGUCACCAUCCUCGAGGCCUUCCGUGUCCUUCUGCAGUCCGAGGACAUCGUCAAGGGCAAGCACCAAAACACGCUCGAGUUCCACUGGUACAGCGCCGAAGAAGGCGGCCUGCUGGGCAGCCAGGCCAUCUUCUCGGCCUAUGAAAAGCAUGGCCGCGACGUUAAGGCCAUGCUGCAGCAGGACAUGACGGGCUUUGUGACGCGCACGCUGGACGCGGGCAAGCCCGAGAGUGUCGGCGUCAUUGUGGACUAUGUGGACCCGAACCUGACGGAGUUCAUCAAAAAGGUUAUUGAGGAGUAUUGUGAGAUCCCCUAUAUCGAGACCAAGUGCGGGUACGCCUGCUCCGACCACGCCUCGGCGUCCAAGGCAGGAUACGCGUCAGCCUUUGUCAUUGAGUCGGCGUUCGAGUACUCGGACAACCACAUCCACACGACUGAGGACCUGAUCAAGUACUUGUCCUUCGACCACAUGCUCCAGCACGCGCGCAUGACGCUGGCGUUUGGCUACGAGUUGGCCUUUACCGACUUUGCUGCUCUCGAGCGGCCCGACCACUCGGAUUCGCUGUAGGAACUUUCUGGGUGAUGUGGGUUUGCGGCAUGAGUCGUUUCAAACGUUGGCAUGGAUAGAUGUGUGCAUGAAGGACAAGCGUUCAAAGUGUUUGCAGCCAAGAUACCCCUUGCGCGCGCAGUCAUGAAAGGCCUUUUCAUUGUGGAAACCCGUAUUCGAUACCUACUUAACGCUGCAAAAUACCCCCGAACCUUAUAUGCGAUGCGCCUUGCAAAAUGCGACCUCUAUUCCGUAACACCAACCCACGCGCGGCAG